This is a messenger RNA of Drosophila takahashii, 1205 nucleotides long. RefSeq lists its product as uncharacterized. The record is from RefSeq and is a predicted model, not a curated record. Lineage: Eukaryota; Metazoa; Arthropoda; Insecta; Diptera; Drosophilidae.
GUGAAAUGGCCGUCGCACCGAGCAAACUUCUGGAGCCGCCCCUGAAUCGGGUGCACUGCGCCAUUCUGCACAGUCGACCGGGUCAGAGUUGCACAAAGGCCUUGCUUUGGAAUCUGUACCGCAACCAUGUCUCCAGUGCGAAGUACUAUUUACCCUUGUUGCUGUUACCCUUGUUACUAAACAUUCGACGUCUCUCCAAAAGUUUGGUAUCUUCUGUGUUAAAGAACUUUUUGCAAUCCGCCAGUUUUGCCGCCUGCAUAAAUGCCGUCACCUUUUAUUUAAUGUGCGUGGCCAGGCGUUAUAAUGGUCGAUUUGUGUUAUUAUUUAUCCCUUAUCUGCCCUGUUGGGUUGCCUCGCACCUCUGCUGGUUGAUGCCUCCCCAGGUUCUUCACUUCUUUGUGACUGGAAUAGUUCCUGCAGCCAUCGAAAGUUUUUUAAGAUAUUUUGACGUCGGUUUGGUUCAUUCCCGCUUUUCUCAGACUCUGAUAUUUAUGAUAUCAUCGAUGGUGGUCCUGCAUUAUCAGCAGUCCAAAAAGUAUUCCGGUUUCUGGUUCAUACGACCAGCUUCUUUGCCCGAGGAUCACAAGGAGUGGACCAUCUCAAAGCAACUGUUGCAGGGGCUCAGAGAAUUGAAAACCUACUUGGGAAUUGGACUGGGAUUGGAUCUACUAAAUCCCAUAACCAAAAGAAACCUAAAACUCUUUCGACCAAAAAUGACGAGUUUUUUGGCGGCCUAUAUUGGAUUGUUUAAGUUGGUACAAUUGCUUCCGUUAAAAAAUUUGAAUGUAAAACAAGCCAAUGCUCUAGCAUCCUUUAUAAGUGGAGCUUCCUUUGCCCUUCUGCCAAAUCGUCUCACCUUCAUGUGUUUCGCUUUUGUAACCGCCAUCCAGGUGAUUUGGCAACAGGUGUGUAAUCUUAAUGCUGAAAAAGAUCCGGUACUUUCGAAGGUGCAAAAGAUUCCCUGGUCAAAGCUGCUGAUACCUUGUAAUCUGGCCUACCUAGUGCACAUUUUCUUUUACCACGAACGUCAUCUGAACGAACUUGCCCGGAGUUUUAUAGACUGCACAUGUGAUAAAAAUGGCCAGCGACUGUUGGAUCUGAUGAAUCUGCCCAAUAUUAACACCAUAUUAGAAACGGCGAAUAAGUCACCAAAAACUUCGUUUUGGUAAUAAUAAAAUGAAAUUAGACUUUUCUGGCUAUUAAUA